This is a messenger RNA of Torulaspora globosa, 1140 nucleotides long. Its product is annotated as putative cystathionine beta-lyase. Gene Ontology annotation, biological process: transsulfuration. Bases 1 to 1140 code for a protein of 379 amino acids. Gene Ontology annotation, molecular function: carbon-sulfur lyase activity; pyridoxal phosphate binding. The transcript has a single exon. The record is from RefSeq and is a predicted model, not a curated record. Gene Ontology annotation, cellular component: cytoplasm. NCBI's taxonomy places the organism in Eukaryota, Fungi, Ascomycota, Saccharomycetes, Saccharomycetales, Saccharomycetaceae.
AUGGUGGAUCUAGCUACUGCGUUGAUUCACGCGGAUGACAAGGAUAAUAGGGUGACGGAUGUUGCUCCUCCUAUCAAUGUUAGCACUACCUUUCGUUACGAUGAGAACGAGUUGAUUCCAUGGAGUGAACGUGAGAGUUUCGAGUUUAUGGACGAGACUCCGAUCUAUUCGAGGCUCUCCCACCCCAACAGCACGAGAUUGGAGUCAGUAUUCUCGGAGAUCCUCGAGGGGAACGCCGUGGUAUAUUCCUCAGGAGUGGCUGCGUUCUUUGCUGCUAUGGUUCACUACAAUCCGAAGAGAGUGUUCAUGGGCAACAGUUACCAUGGUUGUCAGUCAGUUGUCAAGAUACUGGGUAGAAACUAUGGCGUCGAGAGGUACAUGCUAGAGGAUAUCGAGGAGCACGCCUCGAAGGGCGACAUUGUGCAUAUAGAGACGCCUGUGAAUCCAUACGGUACCUCCGUAGACAUUGAGUCUUUCGCAAGGAGGGCUCACGCCAAAGGCGCUUUGCUUCUUGUCGACUCUACGUUUGCUCCUCCACCUCUUCAGUAUGCUUGGAAAUUCGGCGCUGAUAUCAUAUUGCACUCCGCAACCAAGUAUUUUGGUGGCCAUUCGGACUUGCUAAGCGGUGUUCUGGUGGUUAAAGAUCCUGGGGUGGCCGCACAGCUCAGGAAUGAUAGGAUUUACUUGGGUACGAACGCCUCGAAUCUAGAAAGCUUUCUGCUCUUGAGGUCGCUUAGAACCUACGAGCUUAGAAUUAACAAGCAAUCGCAGAGCGCUACACAGAUCGCAAAAUACCUGCACGAGCAUCAGAAGGACUUCAAUGGUGUUCUCAGCGCUGUGUACCACUCAUCCCUGCAGACAGAGCAGUACGUCAAGACGCAGCUGGAAGGUGGCUACACUCCGGUCCUAUCGAUUACUCUAAGCACCAAAGAACAGUGCAAGUCUUUCACCAAGAAGCUCAAAUUUUUCCACCAUGCCACGUCUCUGGGCGGUGUCGAGUCGCUUGUCGAAUGGAGGGCUAUGACCGAUCCUAACGUCGACCAGACAUUGAUAAGAAUCUCCGUUGGUUGCGAAUCUGCAGAAGACCUCAUCAACGAUCUGGUGAAUGCUCUACAUGAGGUGCAGGACGCAACAACAUGA